AUGGGUGAUCAAGAACCAUCGACUUUGAGUCAGAAGUUUGAUGACAUUGAGAUGUUGGAAAUUCCAGAUGACUCAGCAUCUUCAGAAACAGAAUCGUUCAGCGAUAGUUCCGCAUCAGAACCAUUGAAAGAUAAACCUUCAAAACAAGACUAUAUAAGAUUGCAAGAUUGGUUAAAGUCAGAUGAUGUUAUUGAGUUUCAAUUUGAUUCAGGACAAUAUAAGGACAGUUUGACCCAAAAUGAUGUUUCAAAGUCGUAUACUAAAUAUAUAAACUCAUUGUUCAAAAUAAUUGAAGGAUUUACAAAUGAUGAUAUUACCCGAAUUGAUUUAGAAGAUGACGAGGAUCCUAUUGGAUUGAUUAGCACUUCUGCAAAAUUUGGAAAUAGUGCCAGGAAAGCGCAAAGAAUGCAUAAAAUCGAUGAAGCAUUUACUAAAAUUGUUGAAAACUUAACUCAAUACAUACACGAUAUAGAAAGCAUUGGCGUUGAUGACGAGACAACAGAACAAUUUUAUUAUUUAUUGAGUAUACUAGACUGUCUUCAUGCUAAUUACUUUUGUUCUGAUACUAGAAUGAAGCCAGAAUCGAUAGCUAAGUGGAUUAAUAGAUUUGAUUAUAAACCUGAUAAAGAAUUGGUGGAGUCUGUUAUGGUAAACUCCCCUAAGCCUUAUACUCAUCCCCAAUUUUGGAAUACUUACUUAUCGCAACUAAUCACUAGAGGUCUACUCACUCAAGCAAUUGCUGCAAUAGAGAAAUCACAAUAUGAAGAGUUAGAGGAAAAUGCUCCAGAGUUGUUCUCAGUUAUACAAGACUUCUCAAUGUUAUUAAAAAACUAUACUAGUAUGUCCAUGAAACAUCAAUUUCAUGAGUGGAAACUAUCCUGUUGUGAGUUUAGAGAUUUGUUUCUGAAAUUUAAAGCCAACAUAACUGACUCAAAAGAUUUAAUCAUCCUUAAUCAAAUUUAUGAUUUAUUAUGCAUACUUACUGGCUUACCUAAAACAAUUGCUAUACAUUGCGAUAAAUGGUAUGAAAUAUAUACGGCAUUGUCUUUAUAUCAAGUUAGAGAUGAUGAUAAAUUAUUUAAAGAUUACUUUAAUGUUGCAAUUAGUGAGAAGCCUCCUGCUUUGAUUGAAGAUAGUGAUGUUUUAAGUAUAAUAAGUGAGCAAUGCUUUGUUAAUAUUUUAGAAGAAAAAUUCUUAAAAAUGUUGGUAUCUGUUGACACAAUCGACUCCGCUACUGCUGCAUAUGUUGCAAGAUUGCUUGAGCUUAAAGGAUUAUUGAACAAUUAUUAUUCCGCCAUAAACUCUAAGGAUUUACAAGAAUUAAUUAACAGGAAAACUAUUUCAGAAUACUUAUUGACUACACAUGCAUACCAAUGCUUAAACUCACAUUAUUUAGUACCCGUUGGGAUUGGGUUGCUAUCUAAUAACGAUAUUUCUAGUUCCUCACAAUCAUCCGUCAACAAUCGUAAUACAAUAUCAGAGUUCUUACCGCAUUAUGAAUGCAAAACUAAUGAUGACUUAGAAUGGACUUUGACAAUAUGUGCCAAAUUGAACUUAAUUCACACUGCUCGAAAGUUGUACCAGGUUUACGGAAACAAAUCAUUGAAGGAUGGCUAUCUUUAUGAGUCUCUAAAUAUGUUUGUUAAUUGCUAUGAUCCAGAUUCGAUGACUAAUGAGUCAAAUGAGGGUAUGAAGCAAGUUCAUCAUAUUAUCUGGGAUAUCGUCUUUCAAGAUAGUUUGGUGAAUAAUAGACCGAUUAAGGAUGAGUUAAUAAAUAAUAUUAUAUGUCAUAAAGUUGAUACUGGCUUUGAAAUACAUCCUGUCAUAAGGCAAUGUCUUUCACCAUACGCUGUUUUAGUGGAAUUUUUCAAAUCGUUGGAGCAAUCACGCAGUACCACUGCUAUGGAUAAUUUAUCCAAAUUAGUGCAUUUAAUAAGAUUUAAUCACUUACCUAAAAAAUUUUACCCACUAUUAUUAUGUCAGAUUAUCCCUUUCUUAAUCGACUCGGGUAUGAAGUUCCAAUUGCCGGACUUAAUUGUAAUCAUUGAAUUGAUUGAUACAUUUGAAUUUCAAGCUAAUGAUGAUGAAUACACAGAGGGCGAAAGCUUAUAUAAAUAUUCGAUCAGCAAUAUCGAAAAUACAACCGAGAGCUACGACUGGAGAAAUAUCUUGCAAAAAAGUGGCAAUACCUUGCCCAAAGAUCUCAAGUCUUUAAUAAAACUAUUAAGAAACGAAGUGGUUGCUAAAAUUGGUAAGGUAUACGUAGACCACAUGUAA
This is a messenger RNA of Debaryomyces hansenii CBS767, 2277 nucleotides long. It is a transcript of the gene NUP85, whose product is annotated as Nup85p. The transcript has a single exon. Lineage: Eukaryota; Fungi; Ascomycota; Pichiomycetes; Serinales; Debaryomycetaceae. The record is from RefSeq and is a predicted model, not a curated record. Gene Ontology annotation, biological process: protein import into nucleus; positive regulation of DNA-templated transcription; mRNA export from nucleus. The coding region runs from base 1 to 2277 and encodes 758 amino acids. Gene Ontology annotation, molecular function: structural constituent of nuclear pore. Gene Ontology annotation, cellular component: nuclear pore outer ring.